Molecule: messenger RNA, 3760 nt
Organism: Labrus bergylta (ballan wrasse)
Lineage: Eukaryota; Metazoa; Chordata; Actinopteri; Labriformes; Labridae
Source: RefSeq, a predicted model, not a curated record
UACGAGAUGUUAAGAGUGUAGCGUGUUGUCCGACUUGUUGCAUCAACAGCAGGACAGAUGUUUUAAGACAAAGGAUUUAACCCCUACAGAUGCAACAGCAGCUUUGAUUUUAAUCCCGAAUGGAAAGUUUUUUUAAAUGUGCGUUGUGGAGGGUUUUGUAGAAAGCAGCAAAAAUGAAACAAUGUUCUCUUUAAUAUCAUUUUAAAAAGUUGUUAUUAUUAAGAAAAACUGUAAUUAACUGUGGCUGAGGGAGAAAAGAACAGAGUGGAUGCCACCCUCCGUUAUAACACAGAAUCUGCGCAUUUCUCUGUCUCAGAACUCCCCUCUUUUCCAGUACCUGCACGAUUUAGGCCACACAGACUUCGAGGCAUGUCCAACGGCAUCACAGGAUGAAGACUACGGUGGACAAGAGGGAGACGCCACAUCUCCCGAUGGAGCUGCACAGAAAGUUAAAGGCGGACGCUGGUGGAGAGUGGCUGAAGCCCUGUGGAGAUGGAGUCCAUUUCACCAGGCGGCUGCAUCUAAUAAGCUGGGGCAGCAGCUGGACGGCGUGUUCGGCCAGUACUCGGUGAGGUGCAUUCUGGACCAGGACGUGCUGCUGCAGGAGGAUGUGGAGCUGAUCGAGCUGUUGGACCCGGGUCUGCUCACCCUCGGGACGCCCCCCUCCGCCUCGUCCGGCCGAGCGAACGCCCUGCCCAGACCGAGCCUCAUAGCCAAGCCGUCACUAUGGGACAUGGCUGGUUUGGUCGGCCUGGCUGCAGUCCUUCUCGGUCUCUGCUCCGUUUCCGAGGGCCUGUGGUCGCUGGCAGCCGCUCCGUGGAGCCUGGUGCUGCUGGGCUGGGCGGGGCUGCGGGGUGUCACGCUGUGGAGACGGGCCCGCAUGCAGAGAGCCGUCCACGCGCGGGUCACGCAGCUCCAGCUCCUGGUCCAUAACAGCAAGACUCUGACGGGACUGUCUCGCAAAGCCCUGCGCCUGGUGCAGGAAACGGAGGUCAUCUCCAGAGGGUUCACCCUUUUGCUCGACAGGGUGAGUGCGGCCGGCUCCUUUAGCAGGGCGGGGCCGGGGGGGAUGCCACGGGGCCAGCAGCUGAUUGGACUGAGGAAAACGCUGUACCGGGCGCUCCGAUCGGCCUUCAGAGCCUCACGCAGAGCAACCUGUCACAUGCUGAAGGCGUUCCCUCUGAACUCUGAGAUCGAUAAUGUGACAAACUAUGUUUCUGCGGUGCCGCUGAAGGAGCUCGGGCUCGGCCUGGGCAUCGAACACCUCGGAGACGAGCAGGCUCAGGAGCUGACCGAUGACUACAGUCUUCCUGCCCUAAAGAUGCUGUUUCAGCUGUGGGUGGGACAGAGCUCUGAGUGUUUCCGUAGACUGGCUCUACUCCUCUCGCCCCAAAGAAUAGAGGAUUUAGAAGAAGGCGGUUCCAAAGGAGACACUUCCCUCCCACCGUCGUCUCCUCCUCCCCCUUGCCCUCCCCCACUCCAUCGGUCCGUCGCCGCGGUGACCGAGCCCCUCCACCACGCCCUGGCCACCUGCCUCUGCGAGGUGCAGCGCAGCUACGACUUCCAUCGACACUUCGAGACGCAGCCGAGGACGACGGGCUCGGACAGGACGGGCAGAGCGAGGGAGAAAUGCCGAGAGCUCAACACCCUGCACACCUCCAUCCGAAGCCUGCAGCUUCACCUCAAGGCCAUGCUCAGCGAGAUGAUCAUCCUGGAGGACGACCUGGAGAAACUCAUGGUGUCCAAAGAGCCGACAGAGUUGUCGUUUGAUGGUUACCAGGACCUCAGCGACCGGCUGCACCAGCUGCAGCCUCACAUGCAGGCCAGCACCGGCUGCUGGGAGGACACCAUCUGCCAGGUGGAGCGCAUGCUGAGGCGAGCCAACGCCUGUCCAGGUAAUGCUGAGGCUCUGGAGCAGUGUGGUCUUCCUUUACCGGAAAUUCCCGCUCCUCCUCCUUCUUACCCGUUAAUCCUGGACCAGGAUCCUGUGCCAGAAGAGCUGGAGUGGGAGGCCUACGUGUCCGACUCCGACUCUGACGGAGAAGGUAGAGAUUCCUGGUCGGACAUGCUGUCACCGGAGGAACGGGAGCGUCAGCGGCGAGAGAGGGAGGAGUCCCGCCGCGUCCUGUCGGAGCUGAAAGCGGUGCUGGGCUUCCGCGCGUCAGAGGGGGAGAGGAUGAAGAGGAAGCAGCUGCUCUUCAACGACCAAGCUGCUGUGACUCCUUCAGCUCGUUGUGAGGCUUCAGAUCCCGCCACCAACCCGUCAGACGCCGUCACUUCUCUGGGAUCUGCAGAAAGUUGCGACGAUGAAGGAAACCACCUUUCAGAGCGCGCCGCAGGAAGCGAAGGGGAGGAAGAGGAAGAGGAAGAGGAAGGAAAGGACGGCAGGGUGAGGCCCGACCCCGCGUCAGAGCCGCUGACUGAGUUCAGCUGCGGCUCCGAGGCGAAGGAAGCGGAGCUGGGAGGAGCAUCGGUCUGUUUGCGGGGAGGGGGAGGAGCGUCGGAGCUGCAUCAGUACGACGGCGUCAUGGAGGAGGGGGGGGAGGGGCAGAACGGUUUGGACUGCUUCCUGACGCCUAAAGUCCCUGCUGUCUCUGUGCUGGACAGACUGACGGAGAUCCACGGCUCGGCGGCUAUCAGCUUCAGUUCGGCCAUCGCGGCUCAGGUGGCGGCGCGCUCGCACUCGCUCAUCGGGAUGGAGGAGCAAACGUUUGGAGAUGAAGAGGAGGAGGGGGAGGGGGACAGACAAACCCCUGAGAAAAACUGAAAUGAAACCUCACGCUGAGAAGGGACUGCAUUUAUGUCUGAUCGUCUGGGUGUCUUAAUCGAUUGGGUCUCGUGUUACAUCUUAAAUGUUUCUCAGAUUUACACAAAACCUCCGUCACCCAUCCAUCCGUCCGUCCGUCCGUCCGUCCGUCCACGUUACUGUUCAUCACCCGACAUUCUUACCGCUCUCUUGCUGUUCAAACUCAGGUACCAGAACCACUAAACCAACAUCUGACCUUUACAGUGUUGAGGUCAGAAGAUCCAGAAUGUCUGCAGUGUACUCGGUUGACAUCCACAUAGUAUUUAUCGUUCACAGUUGUUUGACAGGUGUGGAAACAAAGAUUGUAAGACAACAACAAAAAAACAACAAAGUGGUUAUUUAGUGGGAUUCAUAGGAAAAUAGGGAGGACGUGGUCGUCAGUGCAGUUUUCUCAUAAAUCACUGUGAUCAAAACACUCCAACAUUCGUCUCUGUCAGGAAGACUUUGUUCUGGUUUAGGCUGGAGAAAUGAAAUUUUUAGAGGGAUUUUACAAAGAUGUGUUCAGACAGAAAAGAAAUACACUCAAUGAGAUUGAAUUAGCUGUCUUCAAACUCUCCCUGAAUGAAACUUGCAGAGGUCAGAAGUGAAGGGAGAGCACUUUCUGCUGAGUUUUGAGCUCAACUAAAAUGAGCUAGCUCGCCAUCUAAGACCUUGAUAAUCUCUUUACUGCUAUUUUCAAGCACUCCUGAAAAAUGUAAAGAAAGAUUCACACAAGAUUACAUUUUCAUCAAUAGAGAUUUACUCUUAUUUUUGGCUGUAGAAAUAAGCAGAAAGAGUUUUUUUUUUUAAACAGGACAAGAUGAGCAGUUUGUCCACAGGGAGGCGCCAAAAUCAACACAGUGAAUGUUCCUCACAUCGAUUAUCCAAAGGGUCGGUGAUUUAAUGUCCUGUGUUUGAAUGAUUUGCAGAAUUGUUGGAAUGCUCCCUAUAUAGAAAAGCUCAUUUAAGUGCGUU